GGCUUCUGCAGGCAUCCCGUUUGUGGCUUGUUAUGAAGUUCUUGCCUCCUUGGAGUUCGAGACUAGCGAGCCCAGUGGCCCAGUUAUAACGAACGGCUGCCUCGAUAUAACGAUCGUACCUUCCGGAAACGGCGGUCGUCCUCGUACCACUCGUACAUCAGAAGCCGGCAAUCUUGUCGUGCCUUCUCGAGUGUUGUGCAUAAGCUCUACGACCUCCGUGCCAGAGCCUGGUUCUUGUUUGCACUCCACCCGCCAAUUUUGUAGAGUACUUGCGCUUGCGAUUUGGUGUGGCAAUGGUCAGUCACGCGUCGUCUCUGUCUAGCGGCAAGGAGACGCGGGUCGCAAAGCGGAAUUCGCUCACCAUCGAAACCAAGCUGCGCAUGUUGAGCGAGCUCAAAGCGGGCGUCGUUAUGAAGAACGUCGCCCGAAAGUAUCGGAUAGCCAACUCGACGCUUUCGACGAUAAUCAAGAACGCAGACAGGCUCCGCGAGAACUCGGCCUCCGGUCUCGGGAAGCGCAAGCGAUUUCGCCCUCCCGAUUACGCAGACAUCGAAGAGUCCCUUUACAAGUGGUUCGUGAAGGAGCGCGCACAGCACGCCACGAUCGACGGCGCCGUACUACGGGCCAAAGCCCAACAGUUGGCCACCUCCCUGAACUAUGAGAACUUUCAGGCCAGCAAUGGGUGGUUGUCCAGAUUCAAGCAACGCUAUCGCCUGUCGUCUCCCAGGAAGAUGAGCGCAAAACGAGAAGAGCAUACACAAGCUACGGUGCAAGUCCCGGAAGAAUCUUCUGGACGAGUGAACAUUGUGGAUGUGAGCAGCAGUACCGGGCUCCUACAAGACGCGAACACACAGGCGGGUGCUGGUGUUCUCGACACAGGCAGCAGCUUUAUGCCGAGCGUCUUGCUCUGCUUCCUGGACAGAAACUGCGCCCAGACUCAGACCAUCCUGCCUGUGCCAUCCCGCAACGCCUCCACCGACGCGAGAGUGAAGCUCGCGGACAAAGGAUGCAGCACGGCGAAUCUCUAGCCGUCGGCAGGGAGACUCCAACCAUACCACUACCAGCCAAAGAGAAGCCUGGAUCGUUCAUCAGUGCACCCUGUGAUUCCACGUCACCCAAAGGCCAAGGACAUCAAGGCCGUGUUCCAAAUCUCACUCUAUCAUGGGUCCGAGUUACUUCGGCUGAUCGUGUCACGUGACAAUGCAAAUGGAGUGACACUGGACGUGGGUAGGUUUUCGGAAGCCAAGGUGCAGAACCUUUACCCUAGAGCGAGAUAGAGUAAAUUUUGGAACACCGCCCUUAGACUGUCUUGGAACAGCUUUGUGUUCGGAGAGCAUCACGGCUCUCUUAGGGUCCGAGUGUCGAAAUCACUUUUCUUAGAAAGGAGUGCAGCCAGCUGAGUGAGGGAGAUUGGGGAAUAUACUUCUUAAAACAGAAAAUGCAGGACCCUAAUCAUAUCUGCCCAUCUCGAUCGGAAGAAUGCAGACCAUCAAACAAAGCUACCACUUUAUUUCAAAAUGGACAUUGAGCAUAUAAUGUAAAUGUGUUCCCAUCAUGUACAAAAAACUGCAAUUGUUACUUUAACACAGGGGUCGGCAACUGGCGGCCCGCGAAGCCCGUGAGGGAAUAUUAUGCGGCUCCCCGACAAGCCCCACCUCGCCAUCCCACACACACACUCUAGGACUAAUGGCGUAAGAAUUAUUGUUGGUUGUUUAAGCGGACUACCAGGGGAUCAGUUUAUUGUCCAUUAGCAAUUGUUGUGCACCACAGUGAUGCAUUGGAAAUCAAUAGUUAAGGUCGUCGUGCUUAGCAUACUUUUCGUUUGCAAUCGUGGUUCAUAACAUUGUCAAUUUUAAGUUUUUUUUUUUUGUUGUACUCAAGGGCUUGCUAUAAGGAUUUUGACCAAGUGACUGGUCGGAAGUUUAGCAAAAAUCUUAUACUCCAUAUUACAAAGAGAAAUAGACCAUAAGUGAAAUGUAGAGCGCCAUCUAGUAUCGUGCCGAGAACUACGACCACCAUCUUGGUAGCGGCGAGAAAACGAAACCAGUGACCCGACCGGCAAAGGCCCCGUGUAAACUAGCGACUGCACUUCGUACGAAAGAUGCGAUGCCAACGUGUUGCUCCGUUCCGUUUCGGAUGUGGCGAUAAACCUUCGAUUCGUGCGCGACGUGAACGCGACUUUUUGUGUUUCGUUUAUGCACGUUGUAGUGUCGGCCUGCAUUUUUCUUGAUGCACAAGCAGCUCAAUGUAUGCGGACGAGACCAAGGCUGUUAAGCGAGUCAAAAAGAUGACAGUUGUAACGAUCUACGCCACCAACCAUAAUUGAAGAUGCGUAUGGUUAACAGUGAACAACGAAAGCUCAAAGCAUCACAGAGCCCUCAUUUUAAUGUCAUAUAUUAAAAAAAAGAUGAAUUAAUUUGGAAAGCAAGAAAACAAUUGCAUUGCUUGCGAGGAUUUCUAUACACUUCAUCUGCCGUCGGUAAACGAGGUUUGUAAAACACCUGUACAACUGAAUGGCGGAGAGUUCGUUGAUAUAAUGUUCUUGAAUAUUUGAAGUGCGGUCAUGUAGAAUAGAAAACACGACAGACACAGACAAUGUGUCUGUUUGCUCAACACUCACGAAGAUGGGAUUUUGCUGUCUUUUUGUCAAACGCCACGUUCGACUUAGGUUCACUGCAGUGGCUAAAACUUUAAUGUCGGCGGCAAUGAAAACUUACGUUGUGGACGUCGAAUGGAGCAACACGGGCGGUGCCAACUUGGUUUCAGUCUCCUUUUUUUUUUUUGUUGUUGUCACAGUUUAGGUAAAAUUUUUGUUUAGUACAAAGAAGCUCGGGGGGUAGUUUUGAGAAAGUCAGUGCAGUUAUUGUGCCAGGGUAGAACAAAUCAUCAUUAAUAGCACAUCCGUCAACUGUGCUUGAUGUCAUUGCCAUCUGAAACCAAUUUGAGCUCUUUGCAAUGCCUGACAAAUAUUGUUUAGGGCACGGUUUCCUUUAAAAAAAACAGCUUUCCACGAACAAAACCUUUUGCCAGUAACAACUAAAAAAAAAUAUAUCUAACCUUGAAUCACAUAUAUUGGCGUGAAGUGGUCUACCGCUGAACAGUACGACUUCCUGUGUAUUUGCAUUGAAAAAAGAAUCAGAAGUGUCCUCAGAGAUGAAAGGCAUGACAGUCUAGUUCUUUGUCCAUGUUGGGUGAUAGAAAGUCAGAAAACAAUGAAGUUUCCGAAUCGCUCUUAGUGGCAUACCCUGGAAAUGCUGAGAAACCGAAACUCAAGAUUCUUAACACUACCAAGAUGGCCGCGUGCACAGUGCUGCCAGACCACCAAGCAGUUUCGGAUAUCAUCUAUUGGGACGGUAACAUUUUAAGUUUGUCUCGGUCCUUGGUGUUUGGAAUCGGAACUGUGCGUGCGAGUAGUUUUGCUAGAAUGAUGGAGGCAGAACCUGCAGCUUCAAGAGCCACACAUAAUAUAGCCUGCAGCAGUUUACUUUGCAUUUUGUCCCUUAUUUUUGUUAGCCGAUUGCCUCCCACUGAUACCGUCCCCCCCUUCCCCCCCCUUUCCCUGAUUUUUACCCGGCCCACUCUGUCUCCACUCUGCGACAAAUUGGCCUGUGGCAGCGAAAGGUUGCCAAUUCCUGUUCUAACAUAUGUAUAUGCAGCGUUUACAUGCUCUUCAGGACAUCAUUUGUGUGCCUCGUUCUCUUUGGUCUAUAGUCAGCGACAGGCUAGGAGUUCAGGAGAAACUCCUCCAGACUUUUUUCCCUUUAGAAGAGUGAAUGCUGGAGGGGGGGAGACCUCUCCAGCGUUCAUUCUACUGAAGUGAAAGGGGUAGGAGGAGUUUCCCCUGAACUGUUAACCCCUCGCCAACCAAAGAUGAAAUUUAGUUUCUUUCCUUCUUUUUAUGUAAAUGUUUCGCGUAGAACCAACCUCAAAAUGCAAGACACGUGGAGAGUUUUCAACAAGUAAUAGAGCCGCAAUCGUUACUCGAGAUAAACUCGAAUCAAAGUUACAAACCCAGUUGCAUGUCUGUUGAAAUGUUCUGGUUCCAGCAAUACGUAAAAGCCAACAACUCGCAAAACAUUAGGCGCCAUGAAGACCGUGGACGAUGCAAGUGUCACCUCGCCAAUCGGCGUACAACAGAGGAAAGAUUGAUCCAGCCAUCACAUUUCAAUAUCGACACACUGCCUGUAAUACACAUUGAGGCAGCAACAUUUAUUGUGUACCAAAAGAAAGCUCGUCUUUAGUUUGUUGUUCCUUAUACAAUUUACACACAAAACUUGUCAAACAAUGAGGAAUUUUUUUUAAAUAUAUAUAUAAACUUAAUUUUAAGUGAUUGUAACUGCCCCGAGUUGCCCGAAAAAUGUAGCCACCAAAUUUUUAUUGUGACCUCGGGGCACAAGUUGCUGAAAUAGGAACUACAGUCGGGCCCGGUUAUAUUGCGCCUGGGUAUUUCGAAUCAUUUAUAUCGAACAGUCCAAACAACCACAUGUAAUAGUAUAGGAGCAUUGUUUUUUUGUGUUGAACUCCCAUAGCGGGGUGCGGGGCUGGAAAACCACCAAGCCAGCAUACGCACACAAAAUACACAGCAAAAAAGCAGUUGUAAAAAAAAAAAUAAAAAAAGGUUUUUUUUAAA
Messenger RNA from Ixodes scapularis (black-legged tick), 4630 nucleotides. Its product is annotated as tigger transposable element-derived protein 4. The transcript has 4 exons. Bases 294 to 1028 code for a protein of 244 amino acids. Gene Ontology annotation, cellular component: nucleus. NCBI's taxonomy places the organism in Eukaryota, Metazoa, Arthropoda, Arachnida, Ixodida, Ixodidae. Gene Ontology annotation, molecular function: DNA binding. The record is from RefSeq and is a predicted model, not a curated record.